Peronospora matthiolae is the source of this 183-nucleotide messenger RNA. The record is from the annotation of a GenBank genome assembly. Lineage: Eukaryota; Oomycota; Peronosporomycetes; Peronosporales; Peronosporaceae.
AUGUACGACUUCCUCGAGCGUGCAGACUCGGUACGUCCUGUAGUCAUUGUGCAAAGUGAGGAAAAGACAGUUCGGUUCGUGAUCGAGCUAGAAGUCAAGUGUUUGACGGUCACGCACUUGUGCCCUAACAUGUGGGUGACAAACCCGGCCCGUGGCUUGCAGAGGGGCUCGAGUCUAAUGUAG